AUGGCCGACUUAUAUAAAAAUGAGUACUUGUUGCAAGAAAUUCUAAACAAAAUCAAGUUCUAUCUCGGCCUUCUUAUGGAUAUUCCACCGAAGCUUCUAAAAUACGGAAUCCUUAACGAGGUUUUUGUUUUUAUUUUAACAUUGCUUUCUGGAAAAUCUUUUGCGGAAUUAGAUGAUGUCACGGAAAGAGAAAAACAGUUGGAGAUGAAUCUAUGGGUAAAUUACGAGUACAAUGGACUGAUUUUGCGUGGGUCAUACUGUAAUUCCAAAGAUUUUAAUAGAGAGUUGAUCGAAUUGAGAAGUUUACUUGGUAUGACAG
Molecule: messenger RNA, 319 nt
Organism: Funneliformis caledonium
Lineage: Eukaryota; Fungi; Glomeromycota; Glomeromycetes; Glomerales; Glomeraceae
Source: the annotation of a GenBank genome assembly